Molecule: messenger RNA, 4556 nt
Organism: Cottoperca gobio
Lineage: Eukaryota; Metazoa; Chordata; Actinopteri; Perciformes; Bovichtidae
Gene: chico
Product: chico
Exons: 7
Coding region: 353-964 (203 amino acids)
Biological process (GO): negative regulation of canonical Wnt signaling pathway; regulation of DNA-templated transcription
Cellular component (GO): transcription regulator complex; nucleus
Molecular function (GO): transcription corepressor activity; protein binding
Source: RefSeq, a predicted model, not a curated record
UCUUCAAAGCAGAGGAAAGUCGGGGGCUCAUGUGUCAACAUCCAGGGUUUCCCCGGGGAGGUGUAACGUUAACGUUAUUCUAAAAAAACCUGAUGUUCCUUUGAAAACCUUUUAUAUUUGUGUUAGCCUAUUCAUCCUCGGAGGCAGCUGUUUUUACUGACUGUAAAGCCCAGAAGACGAUCUUCGGCUCCUGCUGCUUUGACGUUAGCUAACGUUAUUUUAAACGAUGACAGAGUACAAAGUGCGAAUAGCGUCUCCAAUCAUUUAAUAAUAUCUGGGGACCUGUUAGCUUAGCCAGCUAGCCCGGUAAUUCGAUUAGAACCAAGGGAACACGGCGAAACACACUGCUGACAUGAUGUUUCCUCAAUCAAGGCACUCGGCAUCCUCUCAGUCCAGUCAACCUCUCAAGUUCACCACUUCUGACUCCUGUGACCGCAUCAAGGAUGAGUUCCAGUUCCUCCAAGCACAGUACCACAGUUUGAAGUUGGAGUGUGAUAAACUGGCUUCUGAAAAGUCAGAGAUGCAGCGUCACUAUAUCAUGUACUAUGAAAUGUCCUACGGGCUGAACAUUGAAAUGCACAAACAGGCUGAAAUAGUGAAGAGACUGAAUGGAAUCUGUGCUCAGGUGCUGCCUUACCUGUCACAAGAGCAUCAACAGCAAGUCAUGGGCGCCAUAGAGCGAGCCAAGCAAGUCACGCCCCCUGAGAUGAACUCCAUUAUACGGCAACAGCUCCAGGUGCAGCACCUGUCCCAGCUCCAGGGCCUGGCCCUGCCUGUGGCCCCACUGCCCCUGGGCCUCACCCCUCCCUCCCUGCCCGCUGUCUCCUCCAGCUCCGGCCUGCUCUCCCUCUCCUCCAUCCUGGCCAACUACUCCCACGGCCAGGCUCAGGCGGUGAAGGAGGACAAGGCCCGGGAAGCCGCAGAGAGAGCCACCCGAGGAGAGGACGGGGACAAGUCAGACUAGUUCAGACACAGCGAGGAGGUUUGGAGGGGGUUGUUGUGGGGUGAAGUGUCUAAAAACAAUAAAAAAAGACAAACAAUAAAAUAAAAAAAAGGAAAGGUAAAACUGUAACUGUAAAUGGAGAUUGAUGUAAGUCUGGCUGCCUGUCUGCUGAGUGUUGAUGUAGAAGAGUAACUGCAGGGAUGAUGACAAGCAGAGAGGACAGAUUUUUGGAUGUGCAGAGAACGAAACUGCUGAAUGAGUGAGAGUUAAAUGUUCUUAUUAUUUAGUGGUGAUAGACUCAGUUCAGGCUUCUAGACUUAAAAUAGAUGCUUUUUUUUUUAUUUAGUGUAAGCCACUGUUGUUAGGCUUAACCAAGAUAAAUGUUUUCCCAUUUGGAGUGUGAGCUGAGGAUGAAAGCUAACAGCAGUGUCCCUUACACAGAUCUGCCUCUCACUGGUUUAUAUUUCUUAAUUGAUUUUGUUAUCAGACCCAGUGUUCUUUGUUCAUGUCCACCUCAGUCCCUCAGUUUCUUGCUGGGCCAUCGGCCAGUCACAGUAAGCAGUUUAAGAACAUUUCAGGUCCCUCUUUUGCUGUCCCUCCACUCAUAACGUACAGCUCCGUCACUUUAUUUCCCAAAUGAAAGCUGUUGACCGGAGCUGUUUGGAGAGUGAUGCCAUUCAUUUAUUCACUUGGAGCCAAAUUGAAUCUCAAUCUCAGAUGUUUUUAAAAGGGACAUUUCACAUGUCGGGUGCAUUCAAAACCCCUCAAACAUAAACCACCUGGCUCUUCACCGUUUUUUGCAUUUUCAUACGACCAACCACUGGAUGCAUUACCUUAGCUCUGUACCUCAAUCCCCAAUAAAUGGGAUUUUAUUCCAUUAAAAACUUAGUUUUUGUACAAAUGGUAGUGUACCCAUCUCGGGGGUUAAUUUGUGUUUCAUAGGCCUGGCUGCUGCUGCUACGCGCGCUACAUGGCAUGGACCAUGACUCGUCUUUAAAUGACAAGAAUUUAAGCUCUGGAAAAAAAUGGACUUUAUUUUGACAUGUUGUUUUCGUGAAGUUAAAGACAGGCUAUGUAGACAUUCAAAAACGUGUCUGUGUGCUCGGGUGAAUGUGAUUUGGAAAGAAGAAAACACUUGUUUAAUUUAACUUUUAUUUUUUUUCUUAAAGCACCUUUUGUAUUUUACUCACACCACACCCUCCCCCCCCCCCCCCUCCCUCUGCUCCUGCCCCUUCCUGGUCCACUCUUUAACUGACCAAGACAAACUUGAACAGGAUCUAAACUUCAGAACCAGACGGUCGUAAAAGACAUGCGACAUACUGUAUUUCUGUAAGUUAGAAGAGCACUUCCGGUUUAUACUGAGACUGUAUCAAGCACCUGUCUUUUCCUGUCUUGUUUAACUUGUGUGUGUGAUUGUCAGGGGAAGAUCUCCCCCCUUUUUUUUUUUUGUUGCAUUGUUUUAAUGAAGAAUGUGUCCGGGGUGAGUUGCUAAAGCUCUGUAAGCAACGUCAAGCGUUCCCUCAGAAAACAGCAAAUUAAACAAGAUUUUCAGUCAGAAUUUGUUCUGGUAACCAAAUUAUUGUGUCCUGUUGCAAAAAACCAAACUGGUUUCACAUCUAGAGCAUUUUCCCAAUUCCAUACUACAUGCUAAUUUUAAAUGGUAUGCUAAGCUAAGUAGUAACUUGAUAUUGCUCAGCCCUAAUUGAAUAAACUGAAUUUUGCGUGAAUAUAGUUUUUAAUGAGACUUGUCUGCCAUUUUGUGUUGACUUAGAAUGUGAUCUAUAGGGCUAUACUGAACGUUACUAUUCAAAUCUUUUUUUGUGUGCAUGUUUAUUCGUUCUAUUCAAAACCUGGUAUCUCUGCACAGCUGCAAAUAAAGAUAAGGCUACACUAAUCUCAUCAAUUAGAUUCCAGAUGUGGCUUCUAGUGUUUCUGACUCAUGUGAUCCAAACAUUUCCAAUAACUCCAGACCAGCUGUUAAGUCCAAAAGUCAAAGAUGGAAGUGAUCAUUUUCAAAAUUCCAAUGUUUUUAUCUUAUCAAAAAUAUUCUGCUUCAAUACAUAUUUGUUGGUGUUUAUUUUCGCCUUUCAAAAUGCUUAAUUUCUUAUCUCCUUAAGGGUUCAUUGGACCAUGCUUUACCAAAGGAAAUGAGAUAAUGCCAUCCCACAAUUCCUUGCGGCAGCAAUAUUUAACACCAUGCACGUUCAUAACUUCCGCCAUCGUGUAAGUGCAGUCGACUUCUCUUAGCGCCGCGGUUGUCUUUUUCUUAACCACUUUUCCUCGACCUUGAUGGAAAGGUCAGGAGGUCAGGAAAGAUGUAAAGAAGGAAUUUGGGGGGAAAAGACACGGGAAGUUUAUAUUUUAAGACUAUUCAACACCACCUCCUUGAUUUUUGAGACUAAUGCCCCCCCCCCCCCCACAAUGCAAUGCACAAAUGAAAAGGAGGAGCUGCUGCGCACAGCUGGAAAAAAUUUAAGCUAAUGUUCGUGAAACUGCUUCAGGAACACGGCAGAAAACAAAUAUGGGAAACACAUUUUGAUGAUUUUAAUUGGCAGUGGUUUUCUUAACUAAGUAUAUUGAUUUCUUGUAUAAUAACUGCAAAACAGUAUAUUAUAUACUGUAUGCAGGUGCUAUGUAAUAUGUAAUUGGGACAGCUGAGGAAUGGGAACGUUCAUAUUUAAGGCAGCAGAGGGCAGCAGUGCUCGCUCAUUGAUAACUUGUAUGAAGUUGCAUUCACAAGACUGCUGUCUAAAGAGGUCCCGGUCAGUCUGCUGUGUUCACCUUAUUGUCACUGCUGUUCUCUUCUCAUCUUCAUCUCCUGACUGGGACGAGCGUCUGCACACUGCAGGUGUUUGCUGUUAUUCCUCUGUAAUGUGAGUGUUUUCCCAGAGCCUUGACAACACCACCUUUUUUAAACGUCCGAGCACGUCCGAGAUCGGCGCUUAAACCUUUCCUCUGUGUUUUUUUUUUUUUCUCUCUCUCCUUCCUGUCUGUGCUAGUGUUGGGGAGCUGAUAAUUUUGCCUCCCUGGAGAUUUGACCUUAAUAUAUCAAGUGCGAGAACACAUCAGUGCACAUUUGCACUCUUUAUGCUGACGUCAGUCUCUGUAGAAAACCUCCUUUGGCAAAACUCAGACAUGAAUGGUAUGUGUGUUUGUUUUUGCUGUGAAGGGCCAAUUUGUAUACAUAUGAAUAUAUCAAUAUACAUAUUUUUUAAAGCAUUUUUGUAUGUUUCAAAGCUGCUUUUUAACGUGUGUGUAUCAUGGACGACUUUGGUGUUGUAUGUGUGCAUUACAAGCCUACAGUUAAAGAGAGGCACAAUGUUGUAUACCAUGUCGUUUUUCCUGUGUUUUCUCUCCCAUUCUCAGUAGGCAGUAACACUUAACAUUGUUUUCUAGGUUUGUAAAUGUUUUAUCUUUUUUCUUUUAAUGCAAACAGAAAAAGCAGUUUAAUGUGUUUAUGAACACGGUCUCAUUUUAAGAUACCUGGGGCAAAAAAAAAAAAAAAAAAUACAAAGAUGUAAACAAGCAACUGUGUACUCUAAUGAGAAUGAAUCAACCUUUUAGCAGUAAGGAAGCUUCUCUGGUGCCUUACAAAUAAAAGACGUGAUUGAGA